Sinocyclocheilus anshuiensis is the source of this 5803-nucleotide messenger RNA. Its product is annotated as dedicator of cytokinesis protein 4-like. Gene Ontology annotation, cellular component: plasma membrane; cytoplasm. Gene Ontology annotation, molecular function: guanyl-nucleotide exchange factor activity; small GTPase binding; GTPase activator activity. Gene Ontology annotation, biological process: cell chemotaxis; small GTPase-mediated signal transduction. The record is from RefSeq and is a predicted model, not a curated record. The coding region runs from base 129 to 5687 and encodes 1852 amino acids. The transcript has 50 exons. Lineage: Eukaryota; Metazoa; Chordata; Actinopteri; Cypriniformes; Cyprinidae.
GUUCGCUCGAGCGCUCUGAACAAUGACUGCGCGAGAGGAUGAUGUGAAUCUGGACAAAUGAGUGAUUUAACAUCAAUACUGCACACCGCGCUGUUUUGUACGCUUUUUUCACAACAAACACCCUGAAUAUGUGGAUUCCUACAGAACACGAGAAAUACGGAGUCGUGCUGGCCAGUUUUCGAGGAACGGUGCAGCAUGGCUUGCCUCUGGAGAUCGGUGACACAGUGCAGAUCCUGGAGAAAUGUGAAGGUUGGUACAGAGGAUUUGUCCUCAAGAACCCGAAUGCCAAGGGGAUUUUCCCAUGCAGCUACAUCCAUCUGAAGAAUGCUAAUAUCAAGAAUAAAGGGCAGUUCGAGAUGGUGGUGCCGACCGAAGACUCUGUCAUUACGGAGAUGACGUCCACCCUGAGGGACUGGGGAGCCAUGUGGAAGCAGCUCUUUGUGAAAAAUGAAGGAGAUCUGUUUCACAGACUGUGGCAUGUGAUGAAUGAGAUUUUGGACCUCAGGCGGCAGGUUUUGGUGGGUCACCUGACCCACGACCGCAUGAGGGACGUCAAACAGCACAUCACGGCACGUCUGGACUGGGGCAACGAGCAGCUGGGUUUGGACCUGGUACCCAGGAGGGAGUUCAGCAUGGUGGACCCGGAUGAAAUCAGCAUCACCGAGCUCUACCGUCUGAUGGAGAAUCGGCACAGAAAGAAGGAAACUCCGACUCCUGUCAGCACACAUCACCUGUUUGUCCAUCUGAAGAGUCUGAUGAGCUCAAACCUGGGUGAAGAGCUGGAGGUCUUCUUCUUCAUCUAUGAUAGUCGAGAGAACAAACCGCUCAGUGAAAGGUUCUUUGUUAAACUCAAUAAAAACGGUCUGCCCAAGUUUCCCGAGAAGACUGAAAGACAAUGCACACUUUUUGUGGAUCUGGGCAGCGGCGACCUGAGGAAAGACGUGUAUAUUGUGGUACACAUCAUUAGGAUUGGGAGGAUGGGUGCAGGAGAGAAGAAGAACACGUGUAAUGUGCAGUACAGACGUCCGUCCGGCUGUGCUGUGGUCAGCAUCGCUGAUCUUCUCACUGCUGACUCCAAAGAUGACCACCUGCUGAAGGUCUAUGCCUGCAACACAGAGAGCGACUGGAGUCAAAUCCACGACAACAUCAUUAAGAAAGUCAACUCCAGAUACAACCUCUCAGGAUCCAACACAGGUCUGGCGGUGGCGCUUCAGUUGCUGCAUGGCGACAUCGAGCAGCUGCGGAGAGAAUACAUGGUGCUCUUCACCAGAGGAGUGUCCAUUACCAAAAAACUAGGCUUCUCUGAUGUCAUCAUGCCAGGUGAGAUGAGAAACGAUCUCUACAUAACGCUGGAGAAGGGCGAGUUCGAGAAGGGAGGAAAGAGCGUGGCGAGGAAUGUAGAGGUCACCGUCUACGCGCUCUACGCGCUGGACACCGAUGGACAGAUCCUCAAGGGGUUUGUGGCCGUGGGCUCGGGCGAGCCGGGCGGAGACGAGUAUCACACCUUCGUGCUUUACCACAACAACAGCCCGCGCUGGGCGGAGCUAAUCAAGCUGCCCAUCCCAGUCGACAUGUUCCGGGGCUCUCAUGUCCGCUUCGAGUUCCGCCACUGUUCCACAAAAGACAAGGGGGAAAAGAAGCUGUUCGGCUUCUCAUUCGUUCCUCUAAUGCAGGAAGACGGGCGGACUCUGCCCGACGGCACCCACGAGCUCAUCGUUCAUAAGUGUGAGGAGAACGCUAACCUGCAAGACUGUGCUCGCUACCUCAAACUGCCCUUCUCGAAAUCAAAUCUGCCCGGCAACAACCAAACUAUGAAAGGCACUAAGGAAUCCCUAUGGAUCACAUCAUUCCUCUGUUCUACCAAACUCACUCAGAACGGUGACAUGCUGGACUUACUGAAGUGGAGAGCCCAUCCGGAGAGAAUCAGCGACAGCCUGUCUAAACUCAAAGAGAUCGAUGGCUCAGAAAUAGUUAAGUUUUUACAAGAUACACUGGACACGCUUUUUGGCAUUUUGGAUGAGAGUUCACAAAGAUAUGCACUCAAGGUGUUUGAUUGUCUGGUGCACAUUAUAAACUUGCUCCAGGACAGCAAGUUUCAGCAUUUUAAACCAGUCAUGGACACCUACAUUGAAAGCCACUUUGCAGGAGCCCUGUCAUACAGGGAUCUGAUCAAGGUGCUGAAGUGGUAUGUGGAUCGUAUUAUUGAAGCGGAUCGUCAGGAACACAUCCAACAGGUGCUGAAGGCGACGGAGUAUAUUUUUAAGUAUAUUAUCCAGUCACGACGGCUGUUUGCGCUGGCCACGGGCGGACAGAACGAGGAGGAGUUCCGCUGCUGUAUGCACGAGCUUUUCAUGUCCCUCCGCUUCUUCCUCUCGCAGGAGAACAAGGGCUCACGGCCCAUCACACAGACACAGGCAGUGUUUCUGCAGUCGUUCCCGGCUGUGUACGGGGAGUUGCUGAAGCUCUUUACGGUCAGGGAAGUGGCCACGUUUGUACGGGAGACCUUGGGCAGCCUCCCCACCGUGUCCCAAGCCGACUGCCCCCUGGAGGCCGUCAAACUGCACUGCAUCGCCAAAACCGUAGAGAGCCAGCUCUACACCAACCCUGAGUCUAGAUGUAUCCUGCUCCCGGUGGUGCUGCAUUUGCUCCAGGCUCACAUGCAGGAGCAGCGAGAUCUCGUCAUGUGCGCUCACAUACUCACCUGCAUGCUGUCUCUCCUCAAGAAAGACGACAAGGAGCCAGACGUAUCCGAAGAGGUGGAUCUGAUCGUGGAGAGUGUUUUGAGUGUCUUACUGCGGACCAUAUUGGAAAUCGCUAACCGGCCACAACCAGCAGGGCCUACGCUACGGCCCCAAGUUCAAGACGUUACGGUAAGAAAACCAAAUAAGGAAGCAAGCUUUAUAGAGAAUAGGUACGGAGACAUGCGUGUCAUGAUGGGAUGUGAGAUCUUUAGCAUGUGGCAGAAUUUAGGAGAGCACAAGCUGAACUUCAUCCCAGCGAUGAUCGGCCCGUUCCUGGAGGUGACGCUGGUGCCUCAGCCGGACCUGAGGAACGUGAUGAUCCCCAUCUUUCACGACAUGAUGGACUGGGAGCAGCGCCGGAGCGGAAACUUCAAACAGGUGGAGGCAAAACUAAUUGACAAGCUGGACAGCCUCAUGUCAGAGGGCAAAGGAGACGAAACAUACAGAGAGCUCUUCAACAGCAUAAUUCCUCUGUUCGGUCCGUAUCCUAGUCUGUUGAAGAAGAUCGAGAGAGAGACGUGGAGAGAGAGCGGGAUAUCCCUCAUAGCCACGGUCACACGGCUUAUGGAGCGACUGCUGGAUUACAGAGACUGUAUGAAGUUGGGGGAAGUGGAUGGAAAAAAGAUUGGCUGUACAGUCAGUCUGCUGAACUUCUACAAAACAGAGCUGAAUAAAGAGGAAAUGUACAUCCGCUACAUUCACAAGCUGUAUGACCUGCAUCUGAAAGCGCAGAAUUACACAGAGGCCUCAUAUACACUUCUGCUGUACGACGAGCUGCUGGAAUGGUCUGAGAGACCCUUGCGGGAGUUUCUGAGUUACCCGAUGCAGAGUGAGUGGCAGAGGAAGGAGUAUCUGCACCUCACCAUCAUCCAGAACUUUGACCGUGGAAAGUGUUGGGAGAACGGCAUCAUCCUGUGCAGAGAGUUAGCGGACCAGUACGAAUCCUACUAUGACUACAGAAACCUUAGCAAAAUGAGGAUGAUGGAAGCUUCGUUUUAUGAUAAAAUAAUGGACCAACAGCGUCUGGAGCCAGAGUUCUUCCGAGUGGGCUUCUACGGCAAGAAGUUCCCUUUCUUUCUACGGAAUAAGGAGUUUGUGUGCCGUGGUCAUGACUACGAGCGUCUGGAGGCGUUCCAGCAGCGCAUGCUCAAUGAGUUCCCUCAUGCCAUCGCAAUGCAACACGCCAACCAGCCUGACCAGACCAUCUACCAGGCUGAAGCCCAAUAUCUUCAGAUCUAUGCUGUCACACCAAUCCCAGACAGCCAGGACGUCCUGCAGCGUGACGGCGUCCCCGACAACAUCAAGAGCUACUAUAAGGUUAACCACAUCUGGAGGUUUCGCUACGACCGCCCGUUUCACAAGGGCACCAAAGACAAAGAAAACGAAUUUAAGAGUCUGUGGGUAGAAAGAACAACAUUAACGCUUGUUCAGAGUCUCCCAGGCAUCUCACGCUGGUUUGAAGUGGAGAGGAGAGAGCUGGUGGAGGUGAGUCCUCUGGAGAAUGCUAUCGAGGUCAUCGAGAACAAGAACCUGCAACUGCGGACGCUGAUCACGCAAUGUCAAACCCGGCAGAUGCAGAACAUCAACCCCCUGACCAUGUGUCUCAAUGGAGUCAUCGACGCGGCUGUCAACGGAGGUCUCGCUCGCUAUCAGGAGGCGUUCUUCGUGAAGGACUACAUCAUGAAUCACCCCGAAGACGGAGACAAAAUCGGCCGUCUCCGAGAGCUCAUGUUUGAGCAGGCUCACAUACUGGAGUUUGGUUUGACGGUGCAUGAGAAGUUUGUUCCUCAGGACAUGCGGCCUCUGCACAAGAAACUGGUGGAUCAGUUUCAUCUGAUGAAAUCCAGCCUCGGCAUACAGGAGUUUCCAGCCUAUGUGCGAGCCAGUCCGAUCCACUUCAACGGAAGCCCUCGAGCCGGAAGAAACUCAGCACCCAACAUAAUGAGUCCAGAGGGAGGAGCGCGUGUGGUGUCACGCCGCAGUCCCCUCAGCUACCCAGCGGUCAACCGCUACUCGUCAUCCUCGCUGUCGUCGCAGGCCUCCAAUGAAGUGAGCAACAUCACGGGCCAAUCAGAGAGCUCAGAUGAAGUCUUCAACAUGCAGCCAAGUCCGUCUACCUCAAGUCUCAGUUCCAAUCACUCUGCCUCUCCCAACGUGACCAGCUCGGCUCCGUCCAGUGCCAGAGGUUCUCCACAGUUGUCAGAUAAACACAAGCAUUCCCGAGAGAACUGCCUCUCGCCGCGAGAGAGACCCUGCAGUGCCAUAUAUCCAAACCCCCUGGAUCCCGCACAGAGGCCGGUUCCACACCCAGCGGGCAACGCCUCCUUGCCUCGCAGUGACCCCAACAUCUCCACCCCCGACAAAGUGGUGAAGCCCGCACCAAGUAGCUGGAGUCUAGACAUGCCGCUCUCUGAUUUUAAUGGAAAGUGUCCCCCUGUCCCUCCUAGACCACCGUACUCAGGAUCUCCUGCCAAGACUACACGAUCACAGUCCCCCGUGAUGACAUCACGCUCGCCGCAGAAGACCUCUGUGCCUCCGUUCACCCCCUCGCCCACAGAGUGCCAGUCGACAGGGUUGGUGUCGAAUUCUCCGGUGCUUUCCAGAAGCUACAGCAGCGGCAUCUCGUCUCUCAGUCGCUGCAGCGUCUCUGAGGCCUCCGGAACUGAGAACACGCCCACUGACCACGCUCUCCCAAACUCCGCCUCCAGUGGAUCAGACGAGCUCAUUCGACGGGAGAACAAAACCCCGCCUCCCUACAGCAUACACGAUCGGAACAACCCCCGCAGACAGGUCCCACUUCCACCGAGCCUGUCGAUUCCUCCAAGCAUCGACGCACCACCUAUUCCUCCCAAACCGCACCAGAUUCGAAGGCAAGACACUGAGCCACGCCGACCGGACCAGUUUCCCAGACCCCGACCCAUUCCCAGGAAAGUCUCACAGCUCUAGCGCUGCGCCCUUCACUCCAUCCCCACCAUUUGCACUUUUACACUUAACCUCUCUGGGUUUACGAUUACAAACUCCCGAUUUAGAUUAAAGGGGUCAUAUGAUGUUGCUAAAAAGAA